CUUUAUCCCCCACUUCAAUUCAGAAUACAAGAAUUAUCUCUAUUCUUUUGCUAAGAGCAAUAAAUAGAUCUCAACGUUACAUCUAACUUAUCCCCCAUUACAUUGCACUCCUUCCUCAGCACUUACUUGGCUGAAGAGUGUAAUUCUCACUGGCCAGCGUCACUGCCCAGUUCAGUGAUGAAUAGAUUACAAAGCUCUUUAUCAAUAGCCAAGAGAAAGCGCCCGGAGGCUGAAAAGAAAUAAAGUAUAACAAAAUAGGCGAAGGAUCAGAUUGAAGCUGAACAAAACUUAUUAAAAAGCGAAAGAUACCCUACAACCUUUCUUGAAUUCAUCGAAACCUGCCAUAUACACAUAUUUCAACUGCUACAAGUCGAAACAAACAAAGCAUGCUCUACAGGAGGCUCAUUGAAGAGUGAAUGUUAUAGAUCUCACUGGCCAGCAUCACUGCCCAGUUCAGUUGUGAUGGAUAAAUCUCCAGAUUACAAAGCUCUUUAUCAACAGGCCGAGAGAGCGCGCGUGGAGGCUGAGAGAGCGCGCGCAGAGGCCGAGAGAGAGCGUGCAGAGGCUGAAAAGAAACAAAGUGUGAUAGAACAGGUAAAGAACCAGAUUGAAGCCGAACGAAACCUAUUGCAAAGCGAAAGACAGCCUACAACCUUUCUUGAAUUUAUCGAAACCUGCCAUGUACACAUAUCUCAGCCGCUACGAGUCGAAACAAACAAAGCACGCUCUACAGGAGGCUCAUUGACCAGUCCGAAAGGCCGCUUAUGCCCUAGUUAUCUACGACCAUGGAAAAACUUUCAUUGGGAACAGACCAAGAUAUAUGAAACCGCUAUUCAGCUGCUGCAGUCCUCUUCAAACCCUUGCCUUUUCUCUUCCAAAUACUCGAUUCACGAUCUAGGCCGUCGCCUGUGCCGCCGUCCAUUAGCGAGCGAGGAGGAUCUGCAGGGCUACCAGCGGUACGGAGUGGAGGACCAAGUUCGGGAAAUAAUUGAUGCCUUGCAGUCCGUUUCGGAUAUCUUUUCACCUGGGGAGGGGAUUGAAUUUGAUAACUACGUCAACGCCUUUGAUAAAGAAACCAACUCGGUGGAUGAUCAAGCGCGAAAGCGCUCUAUCCCUGAUCAAUUCUGUGUAUUUCGAAAGGGCGCAAACCGUACUCUACUCUUCAGCAUGGAAUACAAAGCUGGUCACAAAUUGACGGACAGAUAUCUGCGCGCAGGCUUACGACAGAUGGAAUUUUGGAAAGAAGUCGUGCAGCGAGUGACCAUACCGUCGGAGGGUGAAGAAAAACUAUUGUAUCAUGCCGAGCUGCUGACAGGCUCUGCAAUCGUCCAUGCCUACGAUGAUAUGAUCAAUCGAGGCACAUCGUUCGGCUGUCUGAUCACCGGCAACUGCCAGGUCUUCUUGCAUGUACCGGAAGAUCAACCUGACACGGUGGAGUAUUACUUGGCUGAACCGAACCUGGACGUGCAAGCGAUGCGAGACCAAGGCGACGACGAAUGGAUGUAUACACCGGUCACCGCAGUAGGGCGACUUUUUACCAUGUGUCUCAUGAGCAUUCAGUCGCCAAUGCGAAACCAACACUGGCGGAACCAAGUCAUUCCACAACUCCACGUGUGGGAGGUCGAUUUUGAGUACAUCCUUAGUCAACUCUCAGAUGAGGAAGUACAUUCCAGUCCCGCGGGAUCUGAAUAUCUGCCCUCGUCUCCGUUAGCUACCUCGAGUAGAAAGCGUCGCAAGCGUACCAGUUGCCGACCGGUGGAGAAGGGAGACUGCCCUCCUGACGACUCUGAUUCGGAAGAUAUUUCGCGGAAUCCCGACUCCACAGCAAGAAAACGUGCCUUGACCUUCUCUUCUUCACCCCCGCAACGUCAACAUCGAUCGGGCUGGCAGUUUAAGAGGACGGAUGAUUCGAUGCAAGAAUCUUUGGAUUUCUGUACUCAACGCUGCCUGCUGUCAUUGAAAACUGGUGACUGGCUGGAUGAAAAUUGUCCAAAUGUCGAUCGUCACCGAAAGGCUAAUAGCAAACGCCACCAGAUUCAUGUCUCUGACUUCUUGCGCCUACUCAAGUGCCAGCUAGAUAAUGAUUUGGACCACUACUGUGCCCCUUUUGGGGAAUCAGGGAUCAGCGGGUUCCCUUUCAAGAUCAGCUUGAUGCCGUUCGGAUAUACAAUAGUUGGAAAGGGGACCACCGACCGCCGGUGGCCUGUCGUACGACAAGAAGAAAACGUGUAUCAAAUCCUCCAUUCAGUGCAAGGCUCGGCUGUCCCCGUUUUCCUCGGCACAAUCGAUAUCGACUGGAUCUAUUUUUACGGAGGUGUUAGGAUUACUCAUUUCUUAAUCCUUUCAUGGGGUGGAUAUCCGUUUAAUCCACGCUUCUGUGAAGAGGAACGGCGGAACGAGUAUCAGCGAACAAAAAAAGAUAUUCGACGCUUGGGCGUGAUACAUGGAGAUCUACACGAAUCCAAUAUACUCUGGAAUACAGAGCUGGGUCGCGUACAGCUCAUUGAUUUUCACAAAGCUAAGCUAUCACCAUCCAACAAGCGAAAACAAGAUUCGUUGAAUUUGUCGCGUCCAAGGAAAAGGAUUUUUACGAAUCACGAAAGUGACCCCCAGCCCACACCGACCUUGCGGGGACCUGCCGCCGAACAUAUAAGAGACAUCUAAAAGCUCGUCGAAGCUCUUAGAUAGCAGAUCCGGGUGAUAAAGUUCUUGGAGUGCCCAGUCCUCUUUGCCUCGAUCAGCGGAUCCGCUUCAUUCCCUGCAUUCGUUGCAGGCCCCUUUGGCAUCAGUCACUCCGUCAACCAGUGUGAAACAGUUCUCGCGCUGGCGAAUGAUACUGGUCUUGCGGGUGUUUUCCCGUAAACCAAACAGCUUCUAUAUGGCUACAAUACAAUCUCUCUCCCUCCGAAACUCCACGUGUCAAUCGCUUAUUGAUGUCACGUUGCUUCUUUAUUACCUUUUUUCGUAGCAUUAG
Paecilomyces variotii is the source of this 2974-nucleotide messenger RNA. RefSeq lists its product as hypothetical. NCBI's taxonomy places the organism in Eukaryota, Fungi, Ascomycota, Eurotiomycetes, Eurotiales, Thermoascaceae. The record is from RefSeq and is a predicted model, not a curated record. Bases 463 to 2664 code for a protein of 733 amino acids. The transcript is spliced from 2 exons.